This is a messenger RNA of Daucus carota subsp. sativus, 1070 nucleotides long. RefSeq lists its product as uncharacterized. The record is from RefSeq and is a predicted model, not a curated record. The transcript is spliced from 4 exons. Lineage: Eukaryota; Viridiplantae; Streptophyta; Magnoliopsida; Apiales; Apiaceae. Bases 83 to 826 code for a protein of 247 amino acids.
AGGCAUUUGUAGCAUUAGAUAUCACAAGUCUGUGUGUUGCCAAUUGCCAUUGCAGUAGAGGAAGAAACAUCGAGAUUCAAGAAUGAGCUUAACACUAUUACAGGGCUACUCUUCUCCUGAAGAAGAAGAAGAGAUUUCACUCUCUGACACCUCAGAUGAAGAAUCUCAAGAUUAUAAUAAUUCAUCUAAGAACAACAAACCCUUGAUUCCAAACACGCCCUUAUUCGACCCCUCCAAUCCCCCUUCUUCUAAACCCUCUUCUCUGCCUUCAGCUUUCGAUGUUUUCUCACAGAUUACUGGGCCACCUAAGUUCUUGAAUAACUGUGCGGAUGCGGUGGCAGACCGUGUGGCUAGUGAGAAUGAGGGGCAGCGGUGGAGGCAGAGGCAUCGGAAGAAUCGAAAACAGAAGACUGAUUUGCCUACUGGCGCAGUAGUGGAGGCCAAAGCUCAACUAGUUGGAAUCCAUGAAAGAGUAAGAAGUGAUGCUGAGAGUGGCCUUUCUAACACAACAGCAGUUCAGAAUGAUUCUUUGAGCACAACACAAGGAGUUAAGCGUGUAGCAACUGCAACGAAUCCAAAUGCAGAAGAUGCUGCUGAGCUUUUGAGGAUGUGCCUUCAAUGUGGAGUGCCCAAAACAUUCUCCAAUGCCCAAGGAAUGGUCUGUCCAUUAUGUGGUGAUCGGCCUGUUGCUGAAACAGACAAAGAGUCUAAGAAGAAGGGUUCUGCUAUUAAAGACAAGGAGAAGAGCAAGCGGAUGAAAGGCCAGUCAUCACACGCCACGUGGAAGAGUGAAACAGAGAUGCAGCUGCGACAACAAUUUGAUUAGCAGAAUGAAAUAUAAUCAAGAAAGUUGCUCCUAACCAUGUCCAACUUUUUCCUAUAUUCAUUAGAGGCUUAGCUGUUGUAUAAUUUCAUAUUCAGAUUUUACAAAAUUGUUUGUUGAUUGUCAACUUGCCAUUUGCAACCUAGAAUAUGGUUUAAUUGCUUUGUUAUAAUUGGUUCCAACUCCAAAUUAUAGCUUAGCUAACUGUAUUUGCUAUUAUUACAGUGGAAUCUCAAUAUUCACACAA